Molecule: messenger RNA, 4822 nt
Organism: Oryzias latipes (Japanese medaka)
Lineage: Eukaryota; Metazoa; Chordata; Actinopteri; Beloniformes; Adrianichthyidae
Gene: msantd2
Product: Myb/SANT DNA binding domain containing 2
Source: RefSeq, a predicted model, not a curated record
CCCGGAUUUCCGGGAAUUCCCGGAAGACUUUCAUCACUGAAUGUUCAAAUUUCAUCUGAUAUUGUGAAUCUAAUUUAUAAUUUAUAAAACGUGCACAAUCUUUCCAAAGUUUUUUAGUAGUAUUACAAUUCCAAAAUAAGUGACUGACUGUUUCUGGGUGUUCUUUACAAAAGGUACAGUUGGGGUCAAUAGUCUUCUCCUAUCUGAUCAUGUAUUGAUUAGUGGGAUAGAUUCUAUGUAGGAGUUUGUAGGAGACGUCUCUCAUCUUGUUAUUAAUUAAUAAUUUCUGAUGCAGGGUCCAAACAUUUUUCCAGGACAAGUCAGGAAUAAAUUUUCUCCAAUAAAAAACAGCAGAGGAACAGAAAUGACAUUUUGCUGAAACACUCAUGAUCUUGUUAUUUUUUCGGGCACAGUUGAAACAAGAUUUUCCAAUAGUGGUGUCACUUACAGACAUGAAGGGAAUAUUUGCAUCAAGUACAGUAUUUCUAAAGAGUUCACAGAGUUCAUUAGUGACAGCAUCAAAAACAAUGGCAUACUCUUUAGGGGGAACAGCAGGGUUACUGUUAAGGUUAAAUUCCUCAUUUUUAAGCAAUCGACCAUUGUGGUUAAAGAGCUGACCCGCCACCAGUAGGAUAUUAUUGUCAAACCAAUUAUUGUAAAAUAAAGAUUUGUUCUCGUAAAGGAUACGUUAUUCCAAAUAAAAAACUUAUGAGGGAAAAAAUUGUGUUUAUAGAUAAGUGCCCAUGAAAGAAGAGUUUGUCUGUGAAAAGCAGAGAGUUUCACUGGGAUUUGUUUAUAUUAUAAUCACAAAGCAGAAGAAAAUGGAGAAAACCUACGUUAGCAAACAUGUGAUGAGGGAAAAUAUUCCAAAUGGAGAGUGGAUUUUUUAAAUAUGACUUAAUCCAGUUUAUUUUAAAAGUACUAUUUAAAGUAGUAAAAUCAAGAAAAUUUAGGCCUCUUUUUCAUAGGAGUUCAUUAAUACAGAUUUUUUAAAAUAAUGAAUACGGUUUUUCCAGAUGAAGUUUAGCAGCAUUUGGUCAACAGAUUAAAGAGUCUGAUUGUCCAGGUGCAGAGACAGAGCAGAGUAAGUUAGUGUAGAAAUCCCUUCUGCUUUGGAGAGUCAAAUCCUUCCUCUCAGACUCAGGUCUCUCUGAAGCCAUUGGUUCACACGUUUCUUGGCUUUAUCAAUUAGGGGAGUGAAAUUUAAUGAGCAUCUUUCUAAAUUACUUUUGCAAAUAAUAAUGCCUAAAUAUCACCUGCAAAAGACAACGAGCACACCCACGUCUGCACAACGCACGAGGCACGCGCGACCUUAGCCACGCCUCCUAACGUACCACGCACUACGUCACUUUCCCUCCCCCCGGCCUUAGCAACAGAGGAAACAUGGCGGCGUCCGGCAACGCAGAGCAUUCCCCGGAGAUAACAAGGCCGUUGAAGAUCCCGAAAACCGAGGUUCCAUCUCCCGAAUCGGAGGACUUGAGCGACAGUAACCAGUGCCAGUCCAACCCGUCCACGCCGAACCGCUUCUCCCCUCUGAACGUGGGUUCGGGGACCACGAGCCGUCCGGCGGCCUCGUCCUCCUCCAACUUCACUGCUUGCAGAGGGAUGUCAUGGACGCCCUCCGAGACGAACGCCCUCAUCGCGGUGUGGGGCAACGAGCGGCUGACGGAGGCGAGGAUGCAGCAGCUGGAGGUGGCCGGUACCGUGUUCUCCGGGAAGGCCCCCGGUCCCGCCAUGUACGAGCGCGUGUCCAGAGCCCUGUCGGAGCUGGGCUACGAGAGGACCCCGUCUCAGUGCCGGGAGAGGAUGAAGACCCUCCGGCGCUGCUACAGCCGCGUCAAGGAACACGGGAUUGGCAAACGAAAGAGUAGCUAUACGCUGGAGCAGCUGGAGAAAGUUUUUGGUCAGGGAGGCUGGGACUCCCAGACCUGCGCCCCGGUGUUGAUCAACAGCAAUGGACUGUAUCAGGAGAUGGAGUCUGACGGCAGCACUCUGGAAGAGUUCUCUCAGGAGGACUGGUGCAACCAGGUCCUGGACUCAGCUUUUCACGAGGGUGACAUGGAGAGUGACCUCCAGGUGUCUAGAAACAGACUUCUACACAUACAAGCAGAGCUGUCUGACCAAAGCCAGAAGAGGGACACCAUGCAGACUGUGAUCCGGAUCCUGGAGUCGGUGCAGCUGCAGUGGGAGCACUUCCAGACAUGGACCGAGUUUUCCCGGCUUCAUCUCUCCAACAAGCUGGCCAUCUUUGGCGUGGGCUACAACACGCGCUGGCGCGAGGACGUGCGCUACCAUUACGCUGAAAUCAGCUCGCAGGUGCCGCUGGGAAAAAGGCUGCGUGAGUACUUCAACCCAGAGAAGCCGGAGGGUCGCGUCAUCAUGACCAAAGUUCAGAAAAUGAACUGGAAGAAUGUAUACUACAAGUUCCUGGACAUCACCAUCAGUGAAGCACGCUGCCUGGAGCUGCACAUGGAGGUGGACUGGGUCCCUGUGUCCCAGUCCAGGGCGACAGGAAGCGGCAAAGUAGCCUUCCACUACCUCCUGCCCGGGGACAUACCCAACACCUACGGACUAUAUGCUAUUGGCUUUGAGUCUGUCAUGGGCAGCAACAGCACCGCUCACACCUCACCUCACACUGACAGCGAGGAUCACAGCUCGCUCCAGUGCGAGUCCGAAAACGGAGGUCAGAUCAGCGGAGCGGGCCAAGGGGACAGAACCGGAGGAAAGGUCACUUACUGCUACCUGGGCAUCGCUGAGGACAGAACCAUCCAGCAGUGUCUCUUACAGCACUUUCAGGGUUCUGGGAAGCUGUUCUUCCGCGGGGAGUCCUCCGCUGUGACACGCUUCCUACGGGAGAACUGCAGCGGCACAGCGCUGAGUCCAGACAGCGGCGCUGGCGAAGAGCCGCCGCAGCGCUUUGCUGUUCACAUCAAGUUCAUUGAGGUGGAGCUGGACUUCCUGUCAGCAGGUUCGCUGGUGGAGUGUCUGGAAACUGCUGUCGGUUAUCCUUUGAAAUACAACUACAGAAAAAGCUUGUAGCCCACUGUGUGCAGGACUUCUGGUGGUUCUGGAGAAGUGUGUCACCAGGAGCUCCUCCCAGGUGAAGGAGAUGAAGAUUAAGGCUGUACAUCUGCAGUUUCAGGGCCACAGCUAAUAUUCUUCAGUUCUUGUUAGUUAAGGUGGUAACUACACUUCUGUGUAAAAGUUUUAUGAACUCCUCACUUAUUUCCACAGAGCCAAACCUUUUGGUAAUCCUUUAAACGGAGCCUGUAGGCCGAAGUGCCGCCGUCCCACAAGCAACCAGUCAGGGGUGCAGCACACCUGAUCCGGGUCAUGAGCAGCACCGGGACCGAGGCCCGGGAGGCCUGCUUCUGGGUUUGUGCAGGAAAGGGAUCACAGUGCUUUGAUACAUCAGAAAGAUGGAAGCCAGUGUUUGGAUGCAGGUCUUGAACCGGAACAGCUCCUCAGAGGAUUUUUAAAUGGGGAACUCAUGGAUUCUGUGUGCAUCCAUUCUGCCAAGCUUCCAACUGUUGGUGCUGAGUGGCAGAGCAUGACAAAAGGAGAAGUUCCUGUGGAAAAGCUCCAGGAGAUAAACCUCCAAAUGUUCUGGACCACUGUAGAAGACUUAAAGAGGGACGGCUGCCUCGGACUUUUGCACACUCCUGUCUAUAGAGAGUGAAAUGCCUGUCAACUAAAUCUGGCCAGCAGGACAUGAAGCCCUUAUAGAUGGUCUAGAGGGGAGAUUUGGAGGUCAGAGUGGCUGUGGCAGCCUCUGAAGUCCCUUUGGUUUUGUAAGUCUUCACUGCUUCGUUUGUCAGCGGGGGAUGUGGGAAUGGCAGCAUCCAUCUGUCUACCUCAGUGGGAUGUAGGAAACGGGGCAGAGAGCCUUGAUUUAUUCUAAAACUGCCUUUACUUUGAUGUUAGAGUCUGAAACGGAGUUUAGUGCGUCUGAUACGCUGAUGGAGUUUGCACUUUCACCUGGCCGACAGCCAGCAAUGCUUUCACACACAACAGGGAUGACGGCGGAGGGGGGAGUCCAAGUGACCUCCCCCUUUGUCAGCCACAGUGUUAACUUGUGCUGCUGUGAUUUUUUCCACUGAGAAAGUUUUGUGAAAAGACGGCAAAUAAACAGAUUUUGGUUAGUCUGCCUGGCUGACGUUGCUGCAGCCACAACCACUACUUGAAAAGAGAAACUCCUGAAGAUUACAGGAGGAAUUCUCCCUGAGAGUCUAGCGAAGAGGACGGCGACGUCUACAUUUCUGUGGAGGAAGGCCUGGCAGUCAGUCCUGCCUCACACAGCCUGCUGGCCUGACCUCAGGAGCACAGGAGGACUCCCCAGUUUGCUUCUGUAAGUGUUUUGAAAGGAUCCUGUCAGUGUUGGUGAGCGUCUGCAGGCCUCACAGCCCGUCUGCACAGACUGCACUUACAGCUCUUCAGCUAUGCGCAGACGUCCUCAGGCUCAAUCAGCAGUCAGCGUCACAUGACUUCCCUUGAUAGUCAUCAGUCUGACUUCUUCAUGAAAACACGAGGGGAUGUGCAAUGUUCCAGGAAAGGACUGAAGGAAGAGUGGAGGAGUUCAUACGUUUCUAUGUAUAUGAAAAUGACCAUAUUUAUCUAGUAUAUAUAUAUAUAUAUAUAUUUAAGAGUAUCCGUGUUCUUGAGCAUUCCAGCUUCUGCAAACUUACAAAAUGUAAGAGUUUCUCACAAAGAGUUGUGUAUUUUCUGUUGAAUAUGCUGACACUUGUGUUUGUGAUGGUUUCAGUCACUGUCCUGUGUUUACAUGUCUGCAAAACAAUAAAUGGAGACCUGCUGUUGUUUGUGA